GCGGCCGAAGCGACGAACCCUCUGUCCUCGCGGCGUAGCGUCGCCCCACCACAUCCAGUCGUACCGCGAGUGUCGCUCCGUGCGUUACGUAUGUGCGUAGUCCCGUGCGUAGUCCCGUGCGUUUCUCCCUCGUAACGACGACGCGUGAGACGAGGGCCGGGAAUACGAAAACACGUUCGUUUGUUCGUUUGUAUCGCGGGGCGCUCGUCGGCGUCUCGUUCUCUCGCUUCCUGUCUCUCUCUCUUUUUUCUUGUCUCUGAAGUUUGUCCCUCGUCGAAGCUUUCCUCGGGAAGCGUCGCCGGACAAGUUUGGCGCCGUCGGUGGACGGCGGCGCGUUUUCCCUCCGUUCGACUUGUACCGCGAAGAAAGGAAAGAGCGACGGCAAGCUAGGGGAGCGUAUGUCGCGUUCGUGUUUCACGAAGUGUGCAAAGUGCGCGAGUCGACGAAAAGGCGAGAGCGCGACGACACCGGCAACGAUCGUACCGUACUGAACGUUGCCGCUGAAGCGCGUGUCAGUUUCAAGUCGGGACAGGUUCAGGCUCCUCGAUCCGAGAUCGUGUCGUUGCACGUCGCGAGUAGUCGAAAUCGAAGGCAUCGAGGUCCCGUGCGAUUUAUAUCCGUCGACUUUUAACGGACUGGUGACUGGCCGCGAGGAUCGCGGAAACGCGCGAGCGGCAAACGGAAGCAAGUGGGGGAGGGGGCGCGAUAACGGGGCGAGCGGUCGCGCGAACAUGCAUUCCAGAUGGACGAUGACGUCGCGACGUCUGUAACGGUCUCGCCGCCGUCAGGUAUCUCUUAUUGUUGUUAUUAUCAUUAUUAUUGUUAUUGUCACCGUAUUAUCACAUCCUUCAUCUACGCGAAUUCGCCGCCGCGCGGGUUAUGACGCGCCGCGCCGCUUAGGGACGCUUCUCAAGCGCGUACCUAGGGAGAUUCGCGAGUGCGUGUGCGUGCGUGCGUGCGUGUGUGCGCGCGCGACAACGACGAUGAAGACCGACCCAUCGGCCGAAUCCUGGUCGUCGGUCCCAGGCAAAGGAUCGUCGUCCUGUCUGGAGGCGUCGAUGCCGCGAAAGUUUCGCGAUGAGGCCCGACGCGCGGGGACCGCGGGCCUCAAUUGGGCGAUGUGUGCCCUCUGCCUGGCCAGCCUCACCAUGUCCGGCGUGCUCUUGUACCGCGAGCUUGGUCUCGAGUCCAGGAUCGCGAGUCUGGAGGCACACUGCCUGCGCGUCGAGGAGUCAUCGUCGCCGGUGGACGUCUUAGUGCAGAGGCUCAGGUCGGAGGUGCAGGAGCAGCUGCGACAGACGCAACAAAUCGCCCCAGCUGAGGUCUUCAGGCCCAAGCGCGAGGUCUCCGAUGCGCGAUGCAACUGUCCCGCAGGUCCACCCGGUGAGCCAGGUCCACCCGGAAAGAGGGGCAAGAGAGGAAAGAAGGGCGAUCCUGGGGAACCCGGUGCACCGGGUGUGGCCGGGACGCCGGGCAAGAACGGUUUUCCGGGACCCAUCGGCUUGGACGGACCCAAAGGUGACCCGGGUCGACCCGGUGACAAAGGGCAGAAGGGUGAGCUGGGCAGCCCCGGAUUCGACGUCUUGUCCGCAGUAAAGGUCAAUGCACAGGGAUUGGGGUUAAAGAGGUCGGUGACGACGCUCCGCGGCGGGACGCUCGGCUACGCGGAAAUCGUCGCCCUCAAGGGAGAGCCGGGUGAACCCGGACCGCCGGGACCACCUGGUCCGCCAGGAGCCGAGGGUCUUCCCGGACACGAGGGCAGACAAGGGAUUCCGGGCGACGUCGGCGCGCCGGGAGAAAAGGGCCCGCCCGGGCCAAUCGGGCCUGUUGGUCCGCCGGGCACGCCAGGACUUGUAGGUCCUAAGGGUGACAAGGGUGAUAAAGGCGAUCGAGGCUACACGACGACCUUGAAGGGUGACCAGUUCGCAAGUCCAGUAUUCGAGGGCCCACCUGGUCCACCAGGACCGCCUGGGCCCCAGGGCGAGAAAGGAGAAUUGGGCCCGACGGGACCGCCCGGUCUGCCCGGCGAGAAGGGUGCUCGGGGAAAGCCAGGGAAGAGGGGUUUCAAGGGUGAGAGCGGUGUGACAUUGGCGAGGGGUGUUCUCGGCCUUCCGGGUCCGAAGGGUGAGCCCGGCGAAAGGGGCAGCAAGGGAGACGCGGGUUUAUCAGGGCCCAAGGGAGAGGCGGGACAGCAGGGCUUGCCGGGGCUCAACGGAACCGACGGCGAUCCCGGUAUUCAAGGACCCCCAGGAUUACCGGGAAUAUCCGGACCCAAAGGUGAAAAGGGUGAUUAUGGCGACAUCGGUCCUCCAGGUCUUAUGGGACCUCCGGGUCUACCCGGUCCGCCGGGCUAUCCUGGGAUGAAGGGCGAAAAGGGAGAGAAAGGCGAAUCGAAGUACAAAAAGCUUAGGCGAAGACAGGGAGAUGGCACGUUUGAGAUGAAUGCCGGGGAAGUGAUAAUGGGUCCACCUGGACCUCCAGGACCCGCUGGUACUCCCGGACUGCAGGGUCCACCCGGCAUCAAGGGUGACAGAGGACACGACGGCGCCAAGGGCGAUUCUGGAGAGAAGGGUGCCAAAGGAGAUCCUGGUCCGAUGGGACUACCCGGCCCCAUGGGACUGAGGGGAGAGUCCGGAAAGCCCGGGGAUUCCGGGAAACCUGGCGCCAUGGGACCACCAGGAUUAGACGGCAUGAAGGGUGCGCAGGGCGAGCCAGGAACGAAGGGCGAAAGGGGAGAUCCGGGAUUGCCUGGUACCGAUGGGAUUCCCGGCGCGGAGGGACCGAAGGGAGAGAAAGGUGCCAAAGGCGAAUCUGGGCCGCCGGGUAAACGCGGCAGGAAGGGCGACAAAGGCAACAAGGGGGAUCAGGGUGUUCCAGGAUUGGACGCGCCAUGUCCGUUGGGACAGGAUGGACUUCCCUUACCGGGCUGCGGCUGGAGACCACCGAAGCAGGAUAUUACGAGCACGUCCACGCCAGCGAUCGAGGGUCCUGAACCCGCGGAGACGGAUUACGAGGAGCCGGAGGACGAAUACGAGGAGUACACGGACCCGAAUGGGAACCUAGCUGAGCAAUAAUGCUCGUUUUUGUGCGCUGCCCUAAUCACUACCGACAACCAUCACCAACACCAAUACCAUCACUACGACCGCCACCCUCAUCACUCGUCUCACCCCGUUCUCCCAAACUAACGUGGUCCUGCCAAGGAGCAACAUUCUGCGCCAAUGGCUGGAAGAGGAGGAGGAGGAGGAGGAGGAGCAGGUGCACGAGCGGCAGUGAUGUUGCAAGGACAAUAGCGCAUUUUUUUCAUAAGGACUUCUGUAUAUCCUCCUGUUCCCGCCUCCGUCUCGUUACGGCGACCGCGUUAAAAAAAAAGAAAUAUAUAUAUUAUAUAUAUACACCAAAAUAAUCAUCUUGCCAUCGAGUGUUGUAAAUAUGUGUACUUACAAGUGUCUAGCGUCCGCAGUGCGUGUACAUAAUUAGAGCUUGCUGCGAAUCUACGUAUCCCGUUCGUACGGAUUGACGUCGUCGGGAUUCAUACGGUUUAUUUGUCUAGAAACGUCACACACACACACGAUGGUCGAUCCGCGCGAUCGAUACUUCCGGUUUCAAGUGCGCAGCUCGCUCGCCCGCGCGAGAAGACGGGAUAAAUUCGAUCCCGGUACGGAGAGAUAUUGGAGUAAGCGGACAAAGGUAAUCCCGGAAAAUUAAAGUGAAGUGCGCGAAGGACAUUUCGUGGUCGAGCAUGAUGGUGCGAUGGUUCGGGAGGCAACGCAUUCGCUUACCUCCGACCCGACGUCUCCAUGCGAACGAAAUGAAUUCAACGGGCCGAAGGAUAUUCACCGCGGAUUUGAGCGAGCGAUUUGACGAAGAAGGAUAAAGGAGUUGCAAUGCGCCGAAGAAUUAGCUCCUAGUCGCGGCCUGAAGCAAUGUUUCGAAAGUUUUUUUAUUCUCCUUAUAUAUCCUAUCGUAUAUGUACAGAUAUCCUUGAGAGUCUCUUAUAAAAUUUAUGCGUUCUUCAACAUUUUUGCGCUUUUAAUCAGGUCGCCUCUUAUAGCUAAUUUUCAGCGAGAAGACGUACGCUAAUCCGUACCUGUGAAAAGAAACGAUCUUCGCCGUAACUGAACCAUAAACUCGCGAAGAGAGAGACACUUUUUGAUACGAUUAGUUGAUUAGCGGCGCGCCAAAUCCGCGUUAUUCCCGUCUAGAUUAUAUAGACUCGUACUACGCUAGUUGCGCAAAGAGAGAAAAGUACGAUUGUAUACACUUUGGCGAUACUUGCGAGGUAUCGUGAAAUAAAUCAGUAGAUAAAGUGUA
Molecule: messenger RNA, 4311 nt
Organism: Camponotus floridanus (Florida carpenter ant)
Lineage: Eukaryota; Metazoa; Arthropoda; Insecta; Hymenoptera; Formicidae
Product: collagen alpha chain CG42342
Exons: 25
Coding region: 984-3074 (696 amino acids)
Source: RefSeq, a predicted model, not a curated record